Messenger RNA from Ipomoea nil (Japanese morning glory), 1836 nucleotides. Its product is annotated as calcium-dependent protein kinase 11-like. Gene Ontology annotation, biological process: intracellular signal transduction; protein autophosphorylation; peptidyl-serine phosphorylation. Gene Ontology annotation, cellular component: cytoplasm; nucleus. The record is from RefSeq and is a predicted model, not a curated record. The transcript has 7 exons. NCBI's taxonomy places the organism in Eukaryota, Viridiplantae, Streptophyta, Magnoliopsida, Solanales, Convolvulaceae. The coding region runs from base 134 to 1639 and encodes 501 amino acids. Gene Ontology annotation, molecular function: calmodulin binding; calcium-dependent protein serine/threonine kinase activity; calcium/calmodulin-dependent protein kinase activity.
UUCACAAAGUACAAUUGGGAAACACAGAUCCAGUUUUUCUCGCAAUCCCAAAAUCGCUUCAUCAUCAAUACACAAAAACAAAAACAAAAAGAAUCAGGGGAUUUGAGAAAAGACAGAAAUUAAAAAAUCGAAAAUGGCAGAUGAUAGAGCAAAGGUGUUGAGAGCUGCAUCGUCAAAGCCUACCUUAAACGUGCUACCUUAUGGCACCCAGAAGCUAAGGGACCUUUACACCCUGGGGAAGAAGCUGGGUCAGGGGCAAUUUGGGACGACAUAUCUGUGCACGGAGAAAUCCACAUUGGUUGAAUACGCGUGCAAAUCGAUCCCGAAGAGGAAGCUUUUGUGCAAGGAGGAUUACGAGGAUGUGUGGAGGGAAAUCCAGAUAAUGCAUCAUCUGUCGGAGAAUCCGCACGUUGUUAGGAUCAAAGGGACAUAUGAGGACGAUGCGUUCGUGCAUCUGGUGAUGGAGGUUUGUAGAGGCGGAGAGCUGUUCGAUAGGAUUGUUUCUAAGGGGCAUUUUAGCGAACGGAAAGCUGCGGAAUUGAUGAAGACCAUUGCUGGGGUUGUGGAAGGUUGUCAUUCUCUUGGGGUGAUGCACAGGGAUCUUAAGCCUGAGAAUUUCUUGUUCGAUACCGCUGAUGAGGAUGCCAAGCUCAAAGCCACCGAUUUCGGCUUGUCUGUCUUCUACAAGCCCGGUCAAUAUCUUUCUGAUGUUGUAGGCAGCCCAUACUAUGUUGCCCCUGAAGUGUUACACAAAUUUUAUGGACCUGAAAUUGAUGUAUGGAGUGCUGGUGUUAUCCUUUACAUCUUAUUAUGUGGGGUUCCUCCUUUUUGGGCUGAAUCAGACAAUGGGAUCUUUAAGCAGAUUAUGAAAGGAAAAAUCGAUUUUGAAUCUGAACCUUGGCCUUCCAUUUCGGAUAGUGCAAAGGAUUUGAUAAAAAAGAUGCUUCAAAGGGAUCCCAGGCAGCGAAUAAGUGCACAUCAAGUCUUAUGUCAUCCAUGGAUUGUCGACGACACAGUUGCACCAGAUAGACCUUUGGGUUCAGCAGUUUUGGCACGCCUAAAGAAUUUCUCUGCUAUGAACAAACUCAAAAAGAUGGCAUUGCGUGUGAUAGCAGAAAGACUAUCAGAAGAAGAGAUAGGAGGGCUAAGACAACUGUUCAAAAUGAUUGACGCAGAUGGGAGUGGAACCAUUACAUUUGAGGAACUCAAGCAGAGCUUGAAAAGAGUAGGGUCUGAGCUAAUGGAAUCUGAAAUUCAGGAUCUGAUGAAUGCGGCUGACAUUGACAACAAUGGCACUAUUGACUAUGGUGAGUUUCUUGCUGCCACUUUGCACUUGAACAAGAUGGAAAGAGAAGAGAAUUUGGUUGCGGCUUUCGCAUACUUUGACAAGGAUGGAAGUGGGUAUAUAACCAUUGAUGAGCUUCAACAGGCAUGCGCAGACUUUGGUUUGGUUGACAGUUCUUUGGAGGAAACAAUCAGAGAAAUUGAUACAGACCAUGAUGGGCGAAUUGACUAUGGGGAAUUUGCAACAAUGAUGAGGAAGGGAAACAUGGGAAUUGGUGGAAUAAGAGGCAAUUUGACUUUCAAUGUGGUUGAUUCCUUAGCAUGCAGCAGUGAGGACAAUGAGAAAGAUCAAUAGAAGGGUUGCUUUAAUUUAAUUGAUUAAUGUUUGUUUGUUUGUAUAGUUGAUGAGGAGUUUGCUUUUUGCUCUCUCUCUCUCUCUCUCUCUCUCUUGUUUUUCAUACUUAGCUACACUUGAAAAUGAUUAUUUUUUGUUUUAACUUUUAGGACAAUUCAAUUUACCAAGUUGAGGCUUCAAUGUAAUAUGAAGACUGA